AUGUCCUCCGCUCUCCACCCCCACACACAGCGCGCGAGCCCCGUUGCCUCGACGUCCAGCCAUCCGCACCCAGCCGCGCAUCCUCCCUCCGCCUCCACUUCCGCCGCCACUUCCCCAGAUCAGUCCCCUCACACGCUCUCGUCUCCCCACAGCAACACCUCCAACUCCCCGGCGUCCACCUCGUCUCUCGCAAACGCCCUGCGCAGCCCCCAGCCUCUCCGCACCCGUCCUAGCCCGUCCAAGUCUCCAAACCCCGAUAGGGAUGACGGUGUCGCAAGCAAGGGCACGGCGCGUGCAGGUCUAUCGUCGGGUCAGCCCUUAACGGCUCAUGGAAAGCCUCGCGAACGCGUAUAUCUUGCCUGCGUUCAAUGCCGUACUCGCAAAGUCAAAUGCGACGGUGCCAAGCCCGAAUGCCACAACUGCGUCCGGCGCGCCGACCCACUCGCCGGAACUUGCUCCUACGACGGCGCUCCUCGACGUCGCGGGAAGGAUCGAACGCCCGGCUCGCGCAAGUUCGCAGCCUACGAAGCCAAGAAGACGCGCACGACUCGAUCGCGAGCUGAAGAGGAAGCCAAACGCAAGAAAGCAGAGGAGGUCGCGCUCGCGGCUGCCUUCGCUGAGCCGUCGCAAACGCCUUCCACUAGCUCUCCUCCCGCCCCAGCCCCCUCUUUCUUCAAUACUCUCCCCGGCACAUUUGAGUCGCGGACACAUGACCGGCUCGUCAAGUCCGCUCUAUUCGACUUCCUCGGCGCGGUUCCCUUGACCUGCGAGCUAGAUUACCUGGCCGCCCUGCGUCCACGGAAUAUGCGCGAUGUACCUGUCGACGCCAUAGCGAUCGCCCGCCGUGUGGAAGACGACGAAGACUUUGAAGAACCAGGUGUGGUCAACAUCAGCACUCUCCCCGGCAUGCGCUUCACGCGUGAAACGUGGUGGGACGCGCUGCUCGGCUUCUACGCCUCGACGGACGGCGACAAUAGCAUGACAUUGACCCCCACCGUGCGCGACACCGCUAUGCGGGGUGUCGUGGCAGACCUUCGCUUCUUUUGGCAAAUGUCUAUGCACUGGUUCAGUUUUAUCCACAUCCCGCGGUUCUUCGCCAACGUAUUUAACCCCGAGCGACGAAGCAAGGUGCAGCCCAGUUUGAUACUCAGCGCCGCGGCGCUGGCAAUCUUCUAUCAAGGUUCGGAAAUGGAAAAUGGGUCCCAGGGAAGGCUUCGGGCGCUGCAGUUGCUUGAUCAAGCCCAUGCGAUGUUCCAGGCCAGCCUGAGCGCCGGGUGGGUGGACAUUGGGCUUGUCCAGGCAGCAUGGCUGCUUGCCGUGUUCGAACUCCAAGCCCACCCGAAGGCAUCAACUCAGCGCACACGCUCGGUAUUCGACGUGCUGGACUCGCUCAUCCGGAGCCUCGGGUUGACGACUCUCGAUGCAGACGAUCCACGCACCUCUAUCUUCCUCCCGGGCGCCGUGCCCGUCGUCCCUUCCCCUCCGCCAACUCCCCAGCCUGACUUCGGGAUUGAUCUUGACACCCUCGGCCUCCCGUCCAUGAUGCAGCAGCUCCCGACGACACCCUACCUUUACGUGCCCGCCACCCCUUCUCCUACCGCCCACUACGUCCGUAUCCCCGGGACACUACACAUACGGUACGAGACCCCGGUCGAGAAAUGGCACUGCGGCUGCGAGCUGUACAGUCUCAACGUGGCGUGGCCGCGCGUGAAUGAGGUCGCACCCACGCUCGCGAAUAUGCCCAUGUGGCUCGAAGACGUCAGCGAGGGCGAACAGCUCAAGGAGGAGUGUCGACGGCUGGUGUGGGCGACGGUGAUGCUGACGGCGUCGCACAAUACGAAGUCGACUGCGGGGACGGACGUGGAGCCGCAGCACCUGUGGAUCAAGGAUCCAGCGAACUAUGCGCUACUCUUCCCAGGGGAAAACUUCGAGUCGCUCGGCAUGGGCGGGGUGGCGACGUCGAAGUGGUCCGCGUGGGCGUUGUACAUCCGGGUGCAGUUGGUGUGGCACUCGUGCCUCCGCGUGCGCUCGGACUCGCUCGUGGCGGACUCGCAGCGCGCGCAGUGGGCGUCGACAGCGUGGCUCGAGCUCGACGCGAUCGAGGGUGCGAUGGACGCGCACUCGUGCGGCAUUCAGAGCGGUAUGAUGCUCCAGAUGCGCGAGUUUCUAUUCAACACCCGAAUGCUUGUUUCGAACGAUUUCAGGAGAUUUAUCCCCGAGGCCAUGACAGCCUCUAAUAUGCAGUUCUAUCACGACAAGGCCGAAAAGUGGAUGCGGUUCAUGCUCCACGUCGCCAACGACAUCCGCGACAUGAUCAGUGCCGCCGUGCAAGGUGUCUCGACGAACAACUCCAGGCGCUGCUUCCUGAUGUACUGGUACAUGUCCCAGAUGAUGCGCGCGCUUGCGCUCUGGCACGCCGACCCAACCAUAAUUGUCGCGCUCGAAGUCGCAAAGGCGUUCGCGCCGUGCGUCGAGUACAUGAUGAUGCUCUGGCCCUCACCCGGUCAACGCAGGGAAUACGAGGGCAUUCGCAACUGGCUCGUUCGCUCGUGCGAAAUCGCGGGUUUAGGAGCACCCACGCCCGUGAUCCCGCUGCCCCUGCGUAAGCAGGCUCCGGUUUUGGACCAGCCAUGGGCACCGUUGGAACUGUGA
Molecule: messenger RNA, 2652 nt
Organism: Epithele typhae
Lineage: Eukaryota; Fungi; Basidiomycota; Agaricomycetes; Polyporales; Epitheliaceae
Exons: 9
Coding region: 1-2652 (883 amino acids)
Biological process (GO): regulation of DNA-templated transcription
Cellular component (GO): nucleus
Molecular function (GO): DNA-binding transcription factor activity, RNA polymerase II-specific; zinc ion binding
Source: RefSeq, a predicted model, not a curated record